AUGACUGCCUUUCCAUUCUUGUUCAGUUUUAUCAAUCGGGACGAUAUUGACUUUAGUACCGUGGAGAGAAUAACUCCGACGCAAGAAUGGGAUUUGGUACAAACUGGCGAACUAGUCGAAUAUCAAACAAAGAUGACGAAAAUGUAUAACGUGCGCAAUCUGACAUUAUUCAUUCCCGAUAAUUAUGGUGAUGACCUGACCAGAAUAUCCUUCCUAGGAUUCAAGGGUGAAUGGAUGGCAGUCAGGCGAGAUCCCAUAAUAACAAUAUACGAAGCAUCUGCCAACCCAGCCGAUCACAAGACACCUGCCAGCGAGAACAGAAUACAACAUGGAAUUCAAUAA
Messenger RNA from Paraglomus occultum, 342 nucleotides. The record is from the annotation of a GenBank genome assembly. NCBI's taxonomy places the organism in Eukaryota, Fungi, Glomeromycota, Glomeromycetes, Paraglomerales, Paraglomeraceae.